This is a messenger RNA of Helicoverpa zea (corn earworm), 1703 nucleotides long. Its product is annotated as guanine deaminase. The transcript is spliced from 8 exons. Gene Ontology annotation, molecular function: zinc ion binding; guanine deaminase activity. Bases 147 to 1487 code for a protein of 446 amino acids. The record is from RefSeq and is a predicted model, not a curated record. Gene Ontology annotation, cellular component: cytosol. Lineage: Eukaryota; Metazoa; Arthropoda; Insecta; Lepidoptera; Noctuidae. Gene Ontology annotation, biological process: guanine catabolic process.
UGAUAAAAAGUUGAUAACAAACAAAACUGAUAACAAAGUUUUAGUAGAACUUUAUCUCUCAAUAACACGGCAUUUAUUGCGUAAUUUUGUGCUAUUCAUAUUAUUUCAUUAAUAAUCGCGACGUUGGGUGAACAUACGUACCAAAAAUGACGAGUAAAAACAUUGUGUUUGUCGGAAUAAUCGCUAGUUCGAGUUCUCUAAACAAACUUGAUAUAAACUCCGGAUACAUUGCAGUUCAACAUGGAAAGAUUGUCAAAAAAGGUUCUACAGAUGAGUUUGUCAAAUCUGAGAAAGCUGGAGAAUUCUCAAGCUAUAAAGUAAUGAAAUUAAGCCGGAACCAAUUUAUCAUACCUGGGUUCGUAGACUGCCACACCCAUGCUCCUCAGUUUCCUAAUAUCGGCCUAGGUUUAGAUAGACCGCUAUUAGAAUGGCUAGCGAAAUACACAUUCCCUCUGGAGAAAAAGUAUAGUGACACAGAGUUUGCUGCUAAGGUCUACGACCAGGUAGUGCAACGGUUACUAACCAACGGUACAACAACUGCCUGCUAUUUUGGUUCCCUACAUGUAGAAGGAACAUUAGAACUAGUCAAAAGUGCCAUCAAGCACCACCAAAGAGCUCUUAUAGGUAAAGUGAGCAUGAACCAAGAAAAUGAUGCAGGGUACUACAAUGAGACCAAGAAAGAGUUAGCUGAUGUCGAAGAAUUCAUCAAAACAGUUAUUUCUUAUCAGAAUGAACUAGUGGCACCAGUGGUGACCCCAAGAUUUGCAGUCAGUUGUGAUAAAGAAUUAAUGGAAGGCUUGUCAAAAAUAGCUAGACAAUAUGAUUGCCGGAUACAGAGCCAUAUAUCAGAAAACCUAUCAGAAAUAGAAUAUGUAUUACAAACAAACCCCAAAUGCAGAACUUAUGGAGAUGUUUAUGAUGAAAGUGGUAUAUUUACUGACAAGUGUAUAAUGGCUCAUGCAGUUCACCUAACAGACGAGGAGUUGACCUUGUUGCUGAGUAGAGGAGUGUCCGUAGCUCACUGUCCGGCCUCUAAUACAAGGCUCAAGUCUGGGCUCUGUCCUGUUAGAAGAAUUAUCAAUGCUAACAUUACUGUUGGAUUGGGGACAGAUGUGUCCGGUGGCGACAACGCAUCAAUACUGGAUGCUAUACGAAGAACUAUGGACAUCUCCAUGUGUUUAGAGAUGCAAGGCAGUCCCAACUACGCUCUGAACUGGAAGGAAGCUUUCUACCUCGCUACUUUAGGCGGUGCUAAAGCUUUGAACUUGGAUCACAAAGUUGGCAACUUCGAUGUAGGCAAAGAUUUUGACGCCUUGUUGGUAGAUGUGUAUUUGAAGGGUAGCCAGAUUGACGAGUAUGAAGGAGCUUUACCAACUACCUCUGAAGAAUAUGUCGUGGACUUGCUACAGAAAUUCAUAUUCUUGGGAGACGACAGGAAUAUUGUGCAAGUUUAUGUGAAAGGAGAAUUAGUGAAAAAUCUUUUGUAACCAUUUCUGGGUAAGAUACAUAGUAGUAAGUAAUUAAGAUUAUCAAUAUUUUAUGCAAAGCACUCUUCCAAUGCCAUCGUACGUAAUUCAAUGUGAUAUUUACAUUUUCUAUAAAAUAUUUUUAGACACUUUAAAAUCAGUGUUGUUUUUACAAUUUAGUCUUAAAUAAAAUCUUGGACAUAAAUAAAACUCAACGGUAAUUUGUUAUACUUUUUA